Messenger RNA from Ahaetulla prasina, 2794 nucleotides. RefSeq lists its product as uncharacterized. Lineage: Eukaryota; Metazoa; Chordata; Lepidosauria; Squamata; Colubridae. The coding region runs from base 144 to 1004 and encodes 286 amino acids. The record is from RefSeq and is a predicted model, not a curated record. The transcript has 9 exons.
UCCCAAUGUCUGUCACUGAAUGACCCAUCCUUGAUCCUCAGUAUCUGAAGGAACACACCAUUCAAACCCAAGUUAACUUCCCUCUGCAGGAAACGUGGAAGGAAAGUUCCUUUAUAUUGGAGAAGCGAGUCCUGUGCUCCAGGAUGAUCCACCCAAACUUCCGGAUCCUUUCAGCCCAAGGCCUCCUUCUCCUCUGCAGUCUUUCCUACUUUGGCACCCGAGGUCCUUAUGCAGAAGCAGAGCCAGAUGUGGUCUCUGGAGCAGCCAUUUUCUCCAACCAUUCCCUGAAUGGGACAGGUGUGAUACCUCUCACUUGCCAGAGUUUCCAGUGUUCAGGAGAGAGGUGCUACCAGGAGGAGGCCCAUGGCAACAAUUCCCAGCUCUGCCACAAUGCUUCACACUGUGAGCUCUAUCGUCUCAACAGCACCAGCUAUACAGCCCGAUGCAGUAGUGAUUGUGGAAGUGCCAAUGCCACGGAGAUGUGCCUUCAGAGUGGAGGACUGGGCCUGGAACUCUGCAUUAUGGAAUGUUGCAACUCGCACAACUGCCUGCAGCUCAAUGCCACGGCAUACGGUGACAGGGCACUCAUCACCACCCCAGUUCCCACCACUACUACCACCACCACCACGGCACCACCCCGCAAUGGAAAGGUUUGCUCGAGCUUCACCUGCCAUGGAGAAGGCUGUUUCAAAGGUCAGAAGUCCUCAACCAGCUGCACUGUGGGCCACGACUUCUGCGAGAUGAAAAAAACAGGCUCCCAUUUUGUGGCAGGCUGUAGCCAAAGUUGCAAAACCAAGGGCCAUCCGUGCUCCCACAAAUCUACUGCUGCGUGCUACCAAGAGUGCUGCCAAGCUAUGCCCAGAACCAGCUGCCUGAAGCUGGAUGGGAAAGUGCACUUCAACAGGGCGAGCGGCCUGGCUUCGGCUCCUCUGUUCCAGCUCCUGGGCUGGGCUGCCCUGCUUAGUCUCAGCUGCUCCAUAUCCUUCUUGGCUGGGACCAAUUGAUCCACUGCUCGGUGCCUUCAGCCCUGAGAUCUGCUGGGCAGGAGGGAACUCCCUUCCCAUCCUCACCCAUGUUGCUUCCUUUCUGUUCUCCUCGGCUCCUUUUUCCCAGGAAAGCAAGAGGCAUUCAGGAAAAGAUUUCUCUUCUUUCUCUAUUGCUAGUGCUCAGGUUAUUCUGUUUUCACCCCAAAUAUCAGCUGUGUGUGUACAGCUGAGGCUCAGCAGAGGCAUAUAAUAUUCUUCAGCCAGGCUGUAGGGACUCUGGCACGGGCUGACUCUGAAUGGCCCUUAUCCUUAGAGCUGGACUGAAGGAUUCUCUUGGGUCUGCAGAAACCCUCUUCCAGGACAAGCUAUUGCUGCUACCACUCAGAAGUGUUUUUCCUUGGGAUGACUGUGCUGGGCCCCUCCAGGUUGUCCUUCUGAUCCUUUGAUGGGAACACUCGGAUUCAGGCCCAACAGCAGAAAGGAAAGAAAAGGAAAUCUAGCUAACUCUAGUUUACGCCUCUGUCUCUUUCACUCAUCCUCUUUCUUCAAAGUUUUGCUUCUCGCUGCUUCCUUUAUUCCUGUUAAUUCUUUACCACUUAUUUCCUUGUUUUCGCAAGACAGCACCAACCUUUCCCAGCCUUCCCUUCCCUCACAACUCAGUCUUUAGUCAUAACACUUCCCACACGUGACCAUUCUUGCUGCAUCCACUCCAUAUUCUCACAAGAGAUUCCAUAAUUCAAGCUUCUCUACUUUUAUCAUGUGCCUUCUCUAAAUAAAGCAACAUACAAAUAACUCGUUUUCUGUCACUCAUACAUUUUUCAAUGACCUGCUGAACAGCAAAACUGUGAUUUGCACACUCCCUGCCUGCUGCUUAUGCAUUUACAAUCCAAAUCGUGUCACAUACUUCCCCGGUUUUCUUAAGAAGCUAAUACCUGUGUAGGUUUUCCGUUCCCUCUGGUUCUACUCCUCUUUGUAUGGGGAAGCGACAAUGGCAUGCUACAGACUGGCUGGCAGAGAAGCAGUCUUCACACACAUUACACAAUUCCCACAGCUACUUUCCCAGGGAUAAAAUCUACCAGUUACACUAAAUAUCCCUGUAGCUGUGCCAUUUGUCAACAUUCUCACAGCAGGUGUGGCUUGCUUUUUACCUUCUGUUUUGACCACUUAUCUCAAUUCCAUAUUUUGACAUACAGUAUACUAUUGUUGGAGGACUCCUAAGAGCAAUUUCCUCACUCCACUUUCAUCCCCAAUUGUUUCAUUCCUUCCAUGUUUAAUUCCACUCACUCUGUUGGAGGCUCCUUCUUUGGCUGUCUUCACUCAUGUUCCAAAUAACGUUUUAAAUUUUCUGCAAAAAUUGCACUGCAUUUUCUCUGCCCUUUUAAUCCGAGCAAUCCCUUGCUGCCCUCUAUUUUUUAUGCUUUAUAUAGCCUUCCCUCCAACUCAUUUUCUCGCAGCUGUUAAUUCUGUUAUUUGCAUUUUUCCUCCUCCGGAGCCAAUUUCAUUCUGACGUUCCGCCGAGCGUUCUUUUUGUAUUUGCCAGGACCUGCUGCGACUUUCUCCAACAUUACGCUUCCCUCUCUUCCCCGCCGAGCCCCUUCCCCUUUUCUUAGCUCCCCUAUCCAGGGGUUCAACGUGUUUCGUAGCGCUUUGGCAAGACAUCUCGCUGAUCUUCCUCCUCCCACCGAAGGAAGCGGCACUUUCCAGGCGGGAGAAGCCCCACCCCAACCCCGCUUUCCACCGCGCAAUACUCCGGCCAGGCUACUCCGCGGCCGCAGCGCUAGAGCGGGGUAGCGUAAGGGGAACGGGGG